CCAACAUCACCGAUUUGGAGGCAGCUGCCAUUUAUAAGUGAAAAGGAAGUAUGAUCGAUCAUCGGAUGACGAGUGGACUCAGGCCUCAUUUCCAUUCAGAACCCGCAGGUGUUCUUCGCCACAGCUUCUCAAACUCGCUAGAAGAGCGAAACCGUACCACAAAAUAUCACACCGAACAACACCCAGUAUCUUCCCCGGCUGCUUGUCGUCCUACCGCGUCCUUCCAACUACCCCGUCUUUGAGAUUAUUGGCCGCUCUGCAGGACUUGAUUGCGUUGCACAGCCAAAAUGCCGGCCGCCGAGAGGACACCGCAGACCCUCUACGAUAAGGUCUUCCAGGCCCACAUCGUCGACGAGAAGCUCGACGGCACCAUCCUCCUCUACAUCGACCGUCACCUGGUCCAUGAGGUCACAUCACCACAAGCGUUCGAAGGCCUGGAGGUCGCUGGCCGCAAGGUCAGGAGACCGGACUGCACCCUCGCCACAACCGACCAUAAUGUCCCCACAACCUCGAGGAAAGCCCUCAAGGACAUCGCGAGCUUCAUUCAGGAAGACGACUCGCGGACACAGUGCGUGACGCUUGAGGAGAACGUGAAGAAGUUUGGCAUCACAUACUUUGGCUUGAGCGACAAGAGGCAAGGCAUCGUCCACGUUAUCGGCCCUGAGCAGGGCUUCACUCUGCCCGGCACAACUGUGGUCUGCGGUGACAGCCACACUUCGACUCAUGGCGCUUUCGGCGCCCUCGCCUUUGGCAUCGGCACCAGCGAGGUUGAGCACGUCCUGGCCACGCAGUGCCUGAUAACCAAGCGCAGCAAGAACAUGAGGAUACAGGUCGACGGCGAGCUGGCGCCGGGUGUCAGUUCCAAGGACGUGGUCCUCCACGCCAUAGGCAAGAUCGGCACUGCCGGCGGCACCGGCGCCGUCAUCGAGUUCUGCGGCUCCGUCAUCCGCUCGCUCAGCAUGGAGGCCCGCAUGUCCAUCUGCAAUAUGUCCAUCGAGGGUGGCGCGCGGGCCGGCAUGGUCGCCCCAGACGAGGUAACGUUUGAGUACCUCAAGGGGAAGCCGCUGGCACCCAAGUACGGCACCGAAGAGUGGGACCGGGCUGUUGCCUAUUGGAAGUCGCUUCGGUCCGAUCCCGAUGCCAAGUACGACAUCGACGUCUUCAUUGAUGCCAAGGACAUUGUCCCUACCGUGACCUGGGGUACCAGCCCCGAGGACGUCGUCCCCAUCACCGGCGUUGUGCCCGACCCCGAGACCUUCCCUACCGAGGCCAAGAAGGCCGCUGGGCGGCGCAUGCUCGAGUACAUGGGCCUGGUCCCCGGGACCCCGAUGGAGGAUAUUGUGGUUGACAAGGUCUUCAUCGGCUCCUGCACAAACUCCAGAAUCGAGGAUCUCCGCGCCGCCGCUUUCGUCGUCAAGGGAAAGAAGGUUGCAUCCAACAUCAAGCGCGCCAUGAUCGUACCGGGGUCCGGUUUGGUCAAAGAACAAGCUGAGAAGGAAGGUCUCGACAAAAUCUUCGUCGAUGCCGGGUUUGAGUGGCGCGAGGCGGGCUGCAGUAUGUGCCUGGGCAUGAAUCCCGAUAUUCUCUCGCCCAAGGAGAGGUGUGCUAGCACUAGCAACCGCAACUUUGAGGGCCGCCAGGGCGCUCAAGGCCGGACACACCUCAUGUCGCCAGUUAUGGCCGCCGCUGCCGCCAUCGUUGGCAAGCUCGCCGACGUGCGCAAGAUCUCGCAGUACAAUGGCAGCCCGCACGUCGAGGCCGCCGUCGCUCCGGAGACUGCCGCUACUUUUUCCGGACCGUCCGCCGACUCAAAGGCUCACCCCGACGAACGCAUUGCCACGGACGACCACGAAAAGGAGGCCCUGACGGACCAGCCCGAGGACUCGUCCCCGCAGGUCAACACCACCCUCACGCACAGCGGCGCUGGCUCGUCGGCAGGCGGCCUCCCCAAGUUUACGGUGCUCAAGGGCAUCGCGGCGCCGAUGGAGAAGGCCAACAUCGACACAGACGCCAUUAUCCCGAAGCAGUUCCUCAAGACGAUCAAGCGCACGGGGCUGGGCAGUGCGCUCUUUUACGAAAUGCGGUACUCGGCGCCGGGCGUCGAGAACCCGGAAUUUGUGCUCAACCGCGAGCCGUACCGCCAGGCAAAGAUCAUUGUCUGCACGGGGCCCAAUUUCGGAUGCGGCUCGUCGCGCGAGCACGCGCCCUGGGCGCUCAAUGAUUUUGGCGUCAAGAGCGUGAUUGCCCCGUCGUUUGCUGAUAUUUUCUUCAAUAACUCGUUCAAGAAUGGCAUGCUACCUAUCGCCAUUAAGAAUAAGGAGGAUCUCGAACGUGUGCAUGCCGAGGCUGUGGCGGGGCGGGAGAUUGAGAUUGAUCUGCCGAACCAGGUUAUCAAGGACGCCGAGGGACAGCGGCUGUGCGGGUUUGAAGUGGAGGAGUUUAGGAAGCACUGUCUGGUCAAUGGGCUGGACGAUAUCGGGCUCACGAUGCAGAUGGAGGACAAGAUUGCGGAGUUUGAGAGGAAGAUGUCGAGGGAGACGCCGUGGCUGGAUGGGAGUGGCUAUCUCAAGCGAAAGGGCAUGGGCGGGAAGCUGGCUGUCAAGGCGGCGCCGGUGCCGAGGACGAAUAGGGGGGAUGUCAAGACUGAGCCGUUGGAGUGGUGAAUUCUUACGUGGGGUCGUGGUCGGGGAGCCAGGGGUUGAAGGGCGGGGGCCGGACAAUGUGUUUAAGAUACCUGGGAUGAUGACUACUUGUUCGUCGUUUGAUAUUUGAGUUGAGGUUGUUGUUGGGUGGGGUUGUCCGUCCUCUUGCGCUGAUUUUUGCACAGACAACGAUGCAUUGCGGAGGGCUUUCCCGCAAACGACGCUGAGUUGAGUUCGUUAUGGUGCAAACUGUAACUACAUCCUGUGUGAUCUGUGUGGAUUGUUUGCUGGGGUUGCGUUGGUGUAGACUGUAUCUCUGACUCCGGUCAACGCCCUCUGCUUUCUUCUGGUGCUUUGAGCCAGGCUCUGGGAUCCGGUUACCUUAUUAUGCCUGAACAAACUCGAUGCCCUGACUUCUCUGUCUAGCUCUUACUCUCUCAGCGUCCCUGAGUCGAAGCCGUUGCACGACUG
Molecule: messenger RNA, 3113 nt
Organism: Parathielavia appendiculata
Lineage: Eukaryota; Fungi; Ascomycota; Sordariomycetes; Sordariales; Chaetomiaceae
Product: putative 3-isopropylmalate protein
Exons: 3
Coding region: 288-2663 (791 amino acids)
Biological process (GO): L-leucine biosynthetic process
Cellular component (GO): 3-isopropylmalate dehydratase complex
Molecular function (GO): 4 iron, 4 sulfur cluster binding; 3-isopropylmalate dehydratase activity
Source: RefSeq, a predicted model, not a curated record